UAUGUAUUUGAAAGCAUCCCGUGCGUCAUAUUUUAAGGACAUGAACUGAGGUUUGUUUUUGGUGCUGGUUUAACUAAGGAAAUAAACGCUGACAAUGUUCGUUUUUAACAUUUUAUCCGAAUGCACUUGAGGCCCAAGGUAACAAAUGGCACUUCCACGCCCGAAAACAGACCUCCCAUGUUUCUUCACCGAGUGAGCUCCUUCAGUUCCUGUGUUCGUCCCAGAGGGCAUCCCGCUCUCCGCUGGGCCUCCUCCCACCACCAACCAUUCACCCCUCACCCUCAUCCAUGGUGGUCAGCCCCCAGGUUCCCACCCUGGCCUCCUCGCCUCCCCCCGCCUUACCCACCUCCUUGUCCACUCUUCACUGGUAACAGAUUCCAGUUUGUCAACGCUGGUGGUCUGCAGUCAUUCCACACCUCUGUGGAUGUCAUGAUGGAGCGUCCCGGCAGAGAACCUCCAAACAAACGAUUGAAAAGUGGAGAGGACAGGAAGAGUGUCGGGAAAAAUGUAUCAUCCAGGGAUGGAUUAAUGAGGGAAACGAAGGCCAGAGUCAGGGAGAGAGAGUCAAAGCAGGAGCAGCAUCAUCGGGAUUUCAGAAGGGACGGCGAACUUCCAGCAAACCACCAGUCCAGAAUCGGAGAGAAACCAAAAACCAGAGCUGAGAGAGUUUACAGCAGAGAAAGGACUAAAUGUGAGAGAAGAAGAAGCAGCAGCGACAGAACUAAAAAACAGCAUUCACAAGCUGCAGGAUCCAGGACGGCGCAGGAGAAACCCAACGUCUGGUUCCAAGACAGGCCAGCUAAGGAGCAGCGGAGCCUUCAGCAGAACCAAACCGGGUCAGAACCUGACGAGGUUGGCGGUGUGGAUGCAGGGAGAUGGGCGGGGCUUCAGCACCAGCCUUCCAGUUCGAAUCAAGCAGACGGACGACCUCCACGGCCCGUUAAAGCUCUUCAGAGGUACUGGGAGUCCUGCAGUACUGAACCCCAGCCACCAGGGGGCAGCAGAGUGUUUGACUUCUCUGUGAUGUCCUACAACAUCUUGUCCCAGGAUCUGCUGCAGGAUAACGCCUACCUGUACCGACACUGUGACCCCGCCGUUCUGCCCUGGCCGUUCAGGCUGCCCAACCUGCUGGCAGAGAUCCAGCAGCACGACGCCGACAUUCUGUGUCUUCAGGAGGUGCAGGAGGAUCACUAUGACAACCAGAUCAAACCAGCUCUACAGGCUUUAGGGUACCAGUGUGAAUAUAAGAAGCGGACAGGGAAGAAACCAGACGGCUGCGCCAUCAUCUUUAAAUCCUCCCGCUUCUCGCUCGUCUCUUCAACACCGGUGGAGUUCCAUCGCCGUGGCGACGCUCUCCUGGACCGGGACAACGUGGGCAUGGUGGUCGUGCUGCAGCCAAACGCCGGCGCCGCCCGGUCCGACGCGUCCUGCUCCAUCUGUGUGGCCAACACUCACCUGCUCUACAACCCUCGCCGUGGCGACAUCAAGCUGGCUCAGCUGGCCAUCCUAUUGGCCGAGAUCGGCCGGCUGUCCCGCCUCCCCGACGGCUCCACCAACCCGGUGAUCCUCUGUGGGGACUUGAACUCGGUGCCGUGGAGCCCGCUGUACCACUUCCUGACCACAGGCUCUCUGAAGUACAAGGGGCUGCAGAUUAACAUGGGUUUCAUCUCAGCUCUGUCGUCUGUCCCAGCUGUGGAAGGAGGAAUCUCUAACCUGACGGUAGAAGAUCCCGCCUCUCAAGCCUCAGCUGAUGUUGCCAGGUCAGAGCCAAACUGCUCCAGAUUCAGGAUCAAUCAUGACCUGAAGCUGCAGUCGUCUUACGGGCACCGCCUGCUGCCGGACGGCCGCCCUGAGGUCACCACCAGCCACUCACACACAUCCCUGACCGUGGACUACAUCCUGUACAGCUCAGAUAUAAACGCAACCCCUUCACUUCCUGGUGGGCGGGGCCUCCAGCUGCUGGGCAGGCUGUCAUUGGUUGGGCAAUCAGAGCUGGAGGAAGUCCACAGACUUCCCAACUGGCACCACUCAUCCGACCAUCUCCCUCUCCUGGUCCGGUUCCGCCUGGGUCCAGACAGCUUCACAUGAAGGAAAACCUGGAUUCAAUCCAACCUUUAGGGAAAACCUCMGUUUUAUUUGUUUCAGGAAACUGAAACUAAUAACAUCUUGUAUGUUUUUAAAUAGGGAAGAAUUUCUACUGCUGCCGCUCGGACGUUUCCAYACGGAGUUCAGAAUUUGCACAAAGAAUUUAUCGUUUCAUGUCUCCAUGGUGAUGGAUUUACWAAAUAAGUUUAGAAAACGUAUUUGCAGACAURCUGACCCCAAACGUUAAAAAAACAAGAUGCUAAAUUCAAUAUGCAGAAAUGAACCAACAUCUAAAUUUCAUCAUAAACAUUAAUUUUUGCUUAUUAUAGUUUGAUGGCAGCUGGUGAAAAUUCAGAUUCAUAAUCUUCUUUCCUCCUUUGAUGGCAUUUAAUAUUCGCAUCUUUCAGAAUAUUUUUUCAGUUUCCUCUGGGAUCAAUAAUGCAUUUUUGAAUUGAAUUCGACUGAAGGGAAUUUUUGU
Molecule: messenger RNA, 2563 nt
Organism: Poecilia reticulata (guppy)
Lineage: Eukaryota; Metazoa; Chordata; Actinopteri; Cyprinodontiformes; Poeciliidae
Source: RefSeq, a predicted model, not a curated record